AUGGAGGCGCAGGUUGUGAUUGACGCUACUUCUUUGAUGGAGGUGGAGCUGGCUGUCCGCUUUGUUGCGCAGAGCCUGCGUUUUGAGGCGGGGGUUGGGGCUGGGGCUGUCGUGCUGUCCCAGUGCCUCUCGUUUCGCAUUAUCAAGGGCUGGCUCUGGAUGGACGUCGUCGUCGUUUAUGAUCCACGAGUGUCAAAACUGGACCAGACGCCCACUUACAGACGUGCUGUCCCUCCUACACCCAGUCUUGUGCCUCUUGUUUGGCCCCAUCGACGGCGAAUUCUGGAUUCGGACAUUGUCGAUGAUUAUCCCUUGAAGAUUGAUCCCACGGAAACAAAUUUCGAUAUUUGGGUCAUCAUAUAUGAUUCGGUAUCACCCUUAUCCCAGGGUGAAGUUAAGCACACGGGAAAUGUUGAUGCCAGGACGACGCUGAACCAGAACAGGACGGCACUGAAUCAGAACAAGACGACGCUGAACCCAAUAUUCUCGUUUUUUUUUCAACCUGAACUUCCUGAGGAGCAGCAGGACGCACAUGCUGCAGAUCUGCCAGAAGCUGUCAAUGUCGCGGAAGGAGGCGGUGAACCUCGCGUUAGGCCUUUGAGCUUGACGACGUUAAUCGUCGUCCUUACGUUGUUGAUAGCAAAGCUGGCUUUCGCAACCGGUUGGUUCGCAUAG
This is a messenger RNA of Suillus paluster, 675 nucleotides long. RefSeq lists its product as uncharacterized. The transcript has 6 exons. The record is from RefSeq and is a predicted model, not a curated record. NCBI's taxonomy places the organism in Eukaryota, Fungi, Basidiomycota, Agaricomycetes, Boletales, Suillaceae. Bases 1 to 675 code for a protein of 224 amino acids.